CUGCAUUUAUUACAUUCAUGACAAAGCUGCGGUAAUUGAGAAAAUUAGAGGAGUUCCGUUAUAUGCUGAUCAAACUUAAUGGGCCGAAUCAUAUGAGGCCGUCUCCUUAUCGCUAGAUGUGACGUUUUAGUCGAUGUGGCUGUAUAGAACAACACUUGAGGGUCUGUUGCAGACCAAGAAGAGUUGUCUCUGGAGAGACCACUGGGAAUUCUUCGUUGACCAGUGUAUCGUGAGCAGUGUAUUGCAGCUUGCCUGAAAAAUUAAUCCAAGACUUGUCUUGAACUGAGAUUGACACGCCAAAUAGCGCGUAAAAUAUGAACGCACUUGUUAGACAAGCUGAGUGACACGCACACGAAAGAUGGAAGUAUCGCAGAAUUAAGUCUACAGUGUAAUCUUGUACAAGGUAUAUUGAACUCGUUCCUUCACUUGACGGGCCAUUUAUACUUUCCACACAAUUGUAAUCCCGCAAUGAGAGAUUUCGGUUCUAACUUAAAUCGUGUGUAAAAUUCACUAGAGCGUUUAAGAUUCAAAAGAACGAGGUCAACUUUACAAUGUAAAGCAAUUAAUAACAUUUUCGAAUUCAAAAAGUGGUGCACCGCUGCUCAUAAUUAUCAUAUGGUUUCAACCAAAUAGCCGGCAACUUACAUAAUUCAAGUUUCAGAUUUUAUUACCUGGAAUAUGGCGGUAAAGGAGUGGUUCAGAAGGCUGCAGCCCAUGCAGCUUUACCUUGUUUUAUUCCUCACCUCUGCAUUUUUUGCCGUCGAAUUGAUAACGAGCCACUUAACGCACGCAUUGACCCUUCUGGUCAAUGCUUAUCAUAUGCUGUGCAAUAUCAUCGCUCUCAUCGGCUGCAUCGCCUCAAUAAAGUACAGCAGUCGAGAAGACUACCCCGAAGAACGCAAUCACUCUUUCGGGGACCUCGCGAUCUGCGACGCUUCCCAUGUCAACUCCGGUUCCGUACCAUCCCUAUCAAUAAAAAUAAAGCAAUCGCGGUCAGACAGAAGGAUGAAGAACACCUUUGGCUGGGCAAGAAUAAACAUUUUGACGAUGCUGGUCUGCUGCGUCUUUCUUGCGUCGUUCUGUUUUUCUCUGCAAGUAGAAGCUCUCCAAACUUUGGUGCAUAUCGAUCACGCGGACGCGAUGCACCAUCCUCUUGCGGUUCUCUGCAUCGGUGCAGCGGGAAUUCUCCUGAAUGCUUUUUGCUACAUCUUCAUCGGGGGAUAUACGUUUUACCAUGGCAGUUCUCUACAGGUCACCCCUGACGGUGAUGUCAUCAUCAAAAGAAAUAUCAGCACCAAUUCCGUAGUUGCGGGUGAGGAGCAACUCCAGGCGACAAGAACCCGAAAUGCAAAUUCUCUUCGACUUUCGGGAAGACAAGGAAUCCGAGAGAUGUGCAGGGACGUCCUAGGCUGUAUUUUUGUUAUAGUGGUGUCCGUCUUGGUGCACUACACCGAUUCUGAUAUCGGAAAAUUUAUAGAUCCAGUGAUCGCAAUUAUAUCGUCCACCUCACUUUUCGUGCUCAGCUAUCCCUACAUGAAAGAAUCUGGUCUUAUCUUGCUGCAAACUAUUCCGAAUCACAUAAAUAUCGACUCACUUAAAAAAGAACUGCUGGAAGCAUUUCCUGGCGUAGUGAACGUCCAUGAUCUGCACGUUUGGCAGUUGACGGGUGAUAAAGUUAUAUCUACAGCCCACAUAAUAUUUUUAGACCCUACGGUAUACGCCAGUAUAAGACAUCUCGUCACGGCUUUUUUCGUACAGAUGGGGAUUACCCAGGUCACAAUUCAGCCAGAAUUUCAAAAGCUGAAACCUGAGGUGAAACAAAUUGAUUGUUUAAUUCGGUGCCAAGGUGAGAAUUGUAGCCUCGGUCAGUGUUGUUCGAAAGAUGUUCUUUCGGAUCCUGACCCGACCACAGAGGGGAAAGAGCAGAGGCGUCAUUCUCACACAAUCAACCGGAAAUUUGAACAUAAGGAAAUCAUACCAGCAUCGCCACCGAUAAGUCUGAAAAGGUUUACUCUGCACGCGUCGGAGUAUUCGGAAAAUUCUAGUAGUCGAGAAACCCUGCCGGAAGAUAUGAAAAUUUUGAAAGUUGAUACAAAUACGGCAAACUGCGGCAGUGCAAUAGAGCGCAGCGAAACUCCGACGAGGUCGACGAAGGUCCCAAAAGUUAUGGUUGAGCAGGAGAACAAAAAUGAAGGGGUUGUUUGAAAAUAAUUCCCAUCGCGUAAUGUUGUGAAAAACCGAGCAUGUGGAGUCUUCUCGUUUUACUCCGAGUGUGCUCGUUUAACGGAUACAGUUGUAAUUGUAAAAUAAUUAGUGAUACAAGCAAUCGCAGUAAAUCGAUAAUGAUUGAACUGAAUUUGACCAAGUGAGACGUUUUAAUGUGUAGGAUAUUUAUUUUUGUGAUUAAAGUUAGCGAAGCAGUACUAUGAAAUUGUCAAGCUAAGGUCCUACAACAAUGUUAUACGACAAACCCUCGGACCUCAGAGUAUAAGAGUACCGGUAUUAGUUGUAAGUUCACUGUUGAUCCCAACAUCGAUGUAUGAUACAUAAUAAAUAAUGAUGCAUAAUUUUUGAA
Athalia rosae (coleseed sawfly) is the source of this 2575-nucleotide messenger RNA. RefSeq names its product zinc/cadmium resistance protein (gene ZnT77C). Bases 679 to 2205 code for a protein of 508 amino acids. Gene Ontology annotation, biological process: zinc ion transmembrane transport; detoxification of zinc ion; intracellular zinc ion homeostasis. Lineage: Eukaryota; Metazoa; Arthropoda; Insecta; Hymenoptera; Athaliidae. Gene Ontology annotation, cellular component: membrane. The record is from RefSeq and is a predicted model, not a curated record. Gene Ontology annotation, molecular function: zinc ion transmembrane transporter activity. The transcript is spliced from 8 exons.